UUACGAAAAUUGAGGGGCAGCGCCAAAAAUAGGAAAAAGAAAUGUAGAAAGCAGUACUUGGAAAAAGUGACAACAUCAUCAUAGAUAAGCUAAAGCUGUUCAUUGAGCAGUACUUAUAUGCAUAUAUAAGGUCAUUCACUUCCCGCAACUUUCUUUGAAGGUGCUUAUUAAUGUUCCAAAGAAAAAAUAGCUAUCAUCAACUGUUCAUCUCCUACGUAUAUAUGGUUUUCUGUAACUCUAUUAGGGUCUUUCUGGGAAAGACAUUGGAGAAUGUCAAGUUAUUUGCAGGUUCAUAUUAUUGGUAAAAGAUGAAGGUGGAAAGGGUUUCAAUAUUCCAGUGGUGGGUUAGAGUAGCUGUGCAGCUCAGCUUAAUCUUGCUUGGUGCCUUUUCUGAUAGAGUCUCAUCAAUUAGAAGCGUUUCGACGUCUCCUCCAGUAAAGCUGAAUACCGAAAAUCCUCACCAGGUGGUGAUUAGCAACGGCAUCGUUUCCCUCAAUUUGUCAAAGCCCGAGGGCCAUAUCAUUGGAAUAUAUAAUGGAAUUAACAAUUUACUUGAGCCAAAAAAUAAAGAAGACGAUAGAGGGUACUUGGACGUCGUUUGGAACGAACCAGGAAAACCUGGCAUAUUUGAGAGAAUCGAUGGGACACAUUUCUCAGUCAUUGCAGCAAACGAGAAUAUAGUUGAAAUUUCAUUUUUAAGAACAUGGACAGCUUCCAUGAAAGGCUCAAGUGUCCCUAUGAACAUAGACAAAAGGUAUAUAUUGCGAAGAGGUGAUUAUGGGUUUUAUUCAUACGCAAUAUUUAAUCGACCUUCAGGAUUACCUGCGGUGGAGGUUUAUCAAAUUAGGAUUGUUUUCAAACUCGACGAAGCCAGGUUCCACUACAUGGCCAUAUCUGAUGCUAGGCAAAGGAACAUGCCAUCUAUGAGAGAUAGAUUAUCGGGUCAAAGCCUGGCGUAUCCUGAAGCUGUUCUUUUAACCCAUGCAUCUGAGCCACAAUUUAAGGGAGAGGUGGAUGACAAAUACCAAUACUCGAGUGAGAACAAAGAUAACACUGUUCAUGGCUGGAUUACCCAGGAUGAUUCAGCACCCGUGGGCUUCUGGUUGAUAACACCCAGUAAUGAGUUCCGCCAUGCUGGGCCCAUUAAGCAAGACCUUACCUCUCAUGUUGGCCCAACUACUCUUUCCAUGUUUGUGAGCACUCAUUAUGCUGGCAAGGAGGUAGCCAUGGUAUUUGGUGAAGGGGAGACAUAUAAAAAGGUUUUUGGCCCAGUUUUUGUCUACCUUAACUCUGUUCCCAACAAAUCUCAGUUUCGGUCUCUCUGGUCAGAUGCUGUAGAACAGUUAUCGAAUGAAGUAAGAAGAUGGCCUUAUGAUUUCGUUGGAUCAAAAGAUUUCCUUCCACCCAAUCAACGAGGAACAGUGACAGGACGACUACUAGUCCUAGAUGGGGGAAAGAGAGCUCAACCUGCUAACAAUGCUUAUGUUGGUCUAGCUUUGCCAGGAGAUGCAGGAUCAUGGCAGAGAGAAAGCAAGGGUUAUCAAUUCUGGAUUCAAGCUGACAAAGAUGGACACUUCUUGAUUCAAAAUAUUGUACCUGGGGAUUACAACUUGUAUGCAUGGGUUCCGGGUUUUAUUGGAGAUUAUAGAUAUCAAACUAAAAUUACCAUCAAACCAGGAUGCAACAUCAACUUGAAUUCACUGGUUUAUAACCCUCCAAGAAAUGGUCCUACUCUAUGGGAAAUUGGGAUCCCAGAUCGCUCAGCUGCAGAAUUCUAUAUACCAGACCCUAACCCCAAGUUCACGAACAGAUUAUUCCAGAACGAUAGCCAAGACAAGUUUAGGCAAUACGGCUUGUGGGAACGUUACACUGAACUAUAUCCAAACCAUGAUCUCGUUUACACUGUUGGUGUAUCUGACUAUCACAAUGACUGGUUUUAUGCUCAAGUUACCAGGAGCACACCAGAAAAGACAUUCGUGCCAACGACAUGGCAAAUUCAAUUCCAACUUAAAAAUAUCAUAAUGCCAGGAAAUUACACAUUACAAGUGGGGUUGGCAUCCGCCAAUAAUGCUAGACUGGAGGUUAGGUUCAAUGACCAGAAUGCUAAGCUUCCCCACUUCUCAACAGGGCUAACAGGCGAUGACAAUGCCAUAGCAAGACAUGGAAUUCAUGGAUUGUAUAGGUUGUAUACUAUAGCUGUAGGCAGCAAUCAUUUGGUGAAAGGAAAAAACACCAUCUAUUUGACACAGUCAAAAGGCAUAGGUCCUUUCAUGGGACUUAUGUAUGAUUAUGUCCGCUUAGAAAGUCCACCAAUUAAAAGUACUUGAUUGAGCCGAGAACAUGUACGUAGUGGAGGAAGAUAAAUAAGCGUGACUCUGUCUCUGUGCAUUAUGAAUCUCUCAUCUUGCAAUUUGCAUAGAAGCAUGCAUGCAUAACAGAAUUUUUGCUAGAAAGUAGAAAUUAUGAUGAAAGUAUAAAGCUAGUAUUUUUUAUUUAUUGAUUGAUUUUAAGUUUGUACUACUGUGGAGGGCUUGUAAUUUGGUGUCGGAUAAUUAUAAGAAGGAACAUGCUUUCUGUUGCGAAUUCGUACCGCACGAAUUCUAAAUAUAGUUCAUAAUCCAUGAUUUCCGUUAA
Messenger RNA from Glycine soja, 2634 nucleotides. RefSeq names its product rhamnogalacturonate lyase-like. The coding region runs from base 309 to 2327 and encodes 672 amino acids. NCBI's taxonomy places the organism in Eukaryota, Viridiplantae, Streptophyta, Magnoliopsida, Fabales, Fabaceae. The transcript is spliced from 17 exons. Gene Ontology annotation, biological process: carbohydrate metabolic process. Gene Ontology annotation, molecular function: carbohydrate binding; catalytic activity. The record is from RefSeq and is a predicted model, not a curated record.